Messenger RNA from Mya arenaria, 7897 nucleotides. RefSeq lists its product as uncharacterized. NCBI's taxonomy places the organism in Eukaryota, Metazoa, Mollusca, Bivalvia, Myida, Myidae. The transcript has 10 exons. Bases 184 to 1842 code for a protein of 552 amino acids. The record is from RefSeq and is a predicted model, not a curated record.
UAAUUCUUGUGUAUUGACACUGGAUGAGAAAUCAUUGUUAACACAUGAAGGGAGUUAGUUUUACUUGAGGAACAGCCAACAUCAAAGGAGAAAAGUCAACAAUAGAACAUGGGUGUGAUAAAGUGCACACCUUGAUGCAGGUGUGCUCUUAUGGCAAGGGUGAAAAUCAGAACGUGAACAAUAAUGGCCCGUAGUUCAUGGUUUCUGCUUUAUGUCUGUGUGUGCUCACUCCCAACGUAUGCAGAAAACUGCACAACCAGCUCUGAUUGCACGGGCUUCAAGUCCGAUUGCUCGGACACAGGCGUGUGCAAAUGUGAUGAAGGGUUCACGAAGCUCAGAUCUCAUCCACAGGAAUGCAAGCAGGAUAACUGCAGUAUAACAAGCUGCCUGCUAUGUGACGAUGUGAUAGCUGGCCUGUGCAAUAAGUGUGUCUACUUCCUGUCACAUGACCGUAAGCAGUGCCUGAUAGAAUGUCCCGGGGGAAGAUCCAAGUUUCAGCAACCACCCGUGUUGAGUCCCGUCUGCUCAGGUAAAGAAGACAUAGUUCAGGAAAUUGUAGAGAAUGGCUUAAGUACAGAAGUGGUUAUCGGAGUUAUAGCGGGUGUGUCGGGGGCACUGCUGCUGUGUGUUGUCAUCCUCAUCGCCUAUUGUAUACACAUACGCCGUACCAGAAGAAACGUAAAUCUAAAUGAGACGCAUUAUGUGGCUGGACACAUGCAGGAAGGGAACGUGAAAAAGGUGCCGAUGUAUGAUAAUAGGGGAUUCGAUACAGAAAACGAACCAUCUCUUGUGCACAACCUGAUUGAUCGCGAUGUCUACAUUCGUGAGCUAGAGAGGCUUCGCCCACAUGCUCAAACCCUUCUUACAAUGCUCAACGAGAUACGACACAAACUUCGGGCCAUGGAUAAAUCAGAUCCCAGAGUAUCAACAUACAAGGGAGUAAUUCACCAGCUGUGUCGAGUGUUGGUUUUGGUCCAUCGGAAAGAUCCCGGCGCAAGUAUUCCCUCUGAUUCCCUUGGGCUCAUGGAGUGGGCUCACCAGAUGAUCGAAGACAAACAGAUGGAUGUGGAACCAGCGGAGGAAUCAAUAGAGACGAAUCCAGUACACAAGAUUUCUUACAUCGAAGUUCCCCCUUCUGCCAAUAGCAAUCCUUAUGCAACCCCUGUUAUUAAGAAACCCAACCCAUACGCUACCCUGCACAAGCGCAAUUCCCAGCUUAACGCAUCCAACCUUUCAAAUGGCUCAUUCUACAGUAGCGUUCCAGUGCCUGUUGACUAUGAUGGAGGAAAAUUGCCGGCGGGAAACACCAACAAUCACCUGUCUGUAUCUCAGAACAAUACGAUCAAAUCAACAACCAAAGAAAGCCUUAAAAGACAGUACGAAAUUCCGUGGGACAUAAAAAAGUACAGUGACAGUUUUUCGACUUUGAAUUGUUCGGGGUCGGAUCUUACCAUGGGGUAUUUUGCCAAUGGACGAUUUUACGACCCCUCACCCAGACAGCCUUGCGUAAAUCCAAACCCCGCUCCGGAGAUUUACGCCCCAGCAAGUUCAUACAGUGACCCUAGCAACCCACCCAUUUUUUCCACGUUUACUGGUGGCGUUCCCAGAAAACAAUCCUCAGCUUCAUCCCAUUCCUCAACACUUACAAAUACUGAGCAAAAUCAAUAUGACAAUCAUGGUGUUUUUAGAACACGAGGUGGUACCCCUAUCAACAACACCUUCAAUGCAGCUGUUGGUGCUAUUGAUGAUUAUGAAUAUGAUGAUGAAGAUAGUGACGAAGAUAUACAUCCAGACGGUCUACCAUUUGACAUUACAGAUGCAACGGAGCCUGUUGAAGUUUAGUUUGAAUUGUGAUUUAAUUUGUAUGACCAAACAGUUACCUUCAGUGACAAAUUUGACUCACCAUGUGAUUUUUGGCCCAAAGAAGGUAUCUAGGCGAAAUUGAGUUAUUAUUAUAUACACAAAGCUUAUUUUCCCCCCGACACAUUUUUUUUUAUGAAAUUCCUAUUUUUGAAAUUGAAGUAAUUAAUACUUCUUUUAGUGUCUUUUUUUUUUAUCAAAAUUGAUAUUUUAAUUGACAACAUAUAAGGUCCUGUAAAUGACAACAAAGUAUUGUAAUUGAUAACUUAGAGUUUGAAUUGAAAAACAGCUUAAAACGCUCAAUUAGUAUUUGACAGAUAUCAUGUGAUACCGGCAAUCAUGAAGUUUUAUUUACUAAACAGUUCAGUGGAAGUUCUGAAGACAAUUUUGAAUUAUAUUGUCUUUAAUAAAACAAAUUGUCAUUGUAAUAUAAUUGUGAACAUUUUUUAUAACUACAUAAACUAUAUAACUCCAUGACAAACAUUGUCAAUAUGCUGGCUUUGUCUGAAAUUUGAAACUGAAUAUUCUUUUUAUUUAUUCACAAAUUUAUAAAAAAUCUUGAAUGAUUUUCAUUUUUGUAUAAGUUAAUUGGGUAAAUUUCAUCAUAUUUUUUGUAUGUCAUUUUAUACAUAAAAUACAUAUUGCAUUGUCAUUGCAAGUUCAGUUUUAGAAAGUGAGAUUCGAAAGGCACAUUGGAAUUAUAGCUUUUUAAUCAUUUAUACUGUCACUUCAAAGUAACUUUGUUCAUGAAUUGAAAUUAUGGGCUACAUGUGCACAUAUUAUUAUUUAUGUAUUAAAUUAGAGUUUUUUGAGUCUGCCACUUUUGAGUUUUUCUGAAUAAUUAUAGAAACAUGACAUAAACUGUAAAUGUAUACUCCCCCCAGAACUUUCAGCUGCCAAUGACCCCCCAUCCCCUGCGAUUCAGUAUUUUAAGCAGACAACGCACUUCUAUACGCAGCACCAUUUAUGUAUACAGAGCUUAAUGUAAGCGCAUAACAAACACUUGUGCUUUCUCUAUGCUUAUUAGGAUCAUGUGACUUGUAACCACCUGUUCACAUUAACAAUAUGCAUACAGUCAUGUUUGUGUACCGGUACAUUUACAGGUUAUAUUGUAGGUCGUCUUUUUUCCGUAGAACAUAGGCAAAGUAAUAAUGUAUCUAUACUGAAAUCUUUAAGGCAAGGCCAAUUUUCAUGUUACAGUGUAUCUCCCUUUUCUCAUAAAUUCAUUAAGUUUUGAAAUUUUUGGCAAAUAUUUCUACUGACUUCUGUGGCUGGCGGUUAUUGAGCAAUGUGCGUGCGUCAGUCUUGUAAGCUAUGCCAGUUUCCAGCAUACAUGUUUGUUACAUCUUUUCCAUAGAAGAAGGCAAAGAAUAAUGUACUAAUACCAAAAUCUUUUAAGGCAAAGCAAGGCCAAUUUGCAUGUUACCUCCCUUUGACUAUAAAUUCAUGAAUAAUUGUGCAAUUUUGGGCGAAUAUUUCUACACACUUCUGCUGCAGGUGUUAAGCACUGUGUUUAUGUCAGUAUUGCAAGCUACGCCCUUUGCCAAUUUUCACCAUAUGUGCAGUUGUACAAUGUCUCUGUGUAUAUCAAUGAAAAUAAACAGAUUUUAUGAUAAGUGAUUUUUUGUGUGGAAUUAUAGAGGAUAUUCUUGCCUGCUAUUCUGUCUCCAGUGCUUUUUAGCUAUUAAUAGUUUUGAGCUUAUCGCUACGGACAGUUUUCAUUCUAGGGACUAACAGGGUGGAAUCAUUUGAUUAAAAUUGUGAAUGUUUCUAUAUUUCAACCACUCAUAUAACUUAAUGUCACUUGGUACAUUAUGGCGACAACUCCACAAAUUUUAGUAAUUUGAUUGUGUUAUUUAUUCAAUAGUUUUUAGUCUCGUUUCCGUAUGUUAUACAGCUUAUAAUUGCUUUGAAUACAUGUAUUUAUUUGUCUUAAUUCAUUGUAUUUAGACAGUCACUAUUUUUCUUUUUCAAUUUGAAAUGUAUGGAAAGUGAUAGUGAAACAUUUACUUAACAUGGUUUUGCAAUAUUAAUUCCAAAUAAAGAUUUUAUCAAGUCUAAUACUUGAAAUAGAUUAUUUGAUUUUGAAAAUGACUUGAAAGCAUUUAUUUAUUUCCUGUUUUUCCUGUCAUUUCUUUAUUUUGUGUCAUGAAUUUAUUUAUCAUUUUUAUCCAGGCAUGCUGUUUUAAAUGUAGCAAGAUUUUAUCUGGUAUUUUUAUUUUCGAAAAUUAAGUAAUUGUAAAACAUCUAAUUUGAUCAUUAUGAACCCAUGAAAUUUUUAUAAUAUUAUCUCAAAGAUUUAAGCUGGAGCUGAUUUAAUGUAAAAAAAAAAUUGCCUGGUAUCCUAAAAUUUGAUUCUAGACAGUAAUAAACCAACAGUAAUAAACCAAUCAGACUUGGCCACUAGUCGUUAAAUAGGUUGUUACGUGAAACCAUGUGGUGUUAUUCAUUAAAAGAUACUUUAUUCAUAUUGUCAGCUUUAUGUUUUGUGCAACUGUGCAUUCGGAACUCCUCUGCCAUAUUUAUCGAAACAACCUCGGCUGAUGCGGGUACAUCAGCAGAACUAGCUCUUAAAAAUUUGUAUAAUAUUAUUAAUAAAAUGUACUGUUAUGGCUUGUAUUCGUAGAUCUAAGUAAAAAUUGGCUGCCAGUGAAGUUUAUAAUUGCAAACAUUAUAAGCAUUCCAAAAAAUUGAAAUAACUGCGAUAUUCUUGCAGCGUAGUUUAAGUGUACAGAUAUUUGACAUUACAAACCGUCAAUAUAAUCCUAUAUUUUUUUGAGAAAAAUGGCCGAGGAGUUCAGAAUGGCAAGUGUAAAGUUUACCAUACAAUACAGUAGGAUGAGCAAGACAUUUUGCAUUUAUAAUAAACUUACUUUCAUGUGCUAUGUCAUUUACUAAUGCUGUCUCAUCCUGUUUAUAAUGAAUCAUUUUGAAUUUUCUUUUUAUUUAAUUUUGUUAAAGGAUUACAAAUUGAUCUGAAAUUCUUAUAUAAUUAUAUUAGAUUGAAGUAUCUAUCUCCCUAUGUUUUAGGUUGUGCUUGUUAUUUUGUUUUUUGCUGUGGUAAAGUAGGGGUUUGGAUUCGCAAAGUAUUAUUAACUUUAGUGCCAUUUGUUUUUCUUUUUCUUUUAUAGUAUAUUUUUUCACAUUUAUUUACUCAUUAUUAAGAAAAAAGAAGUUGAGAUUCAAGGUUGCUAGAAGUUUUUUUUAUUAUCCAAUUUAGACUUGAUGAGAAAUCAUCUAUGAUGAGACUCUAAAGUUGGGGCGGUAUUCAUUAAAUAUCUUAAGUCAUUUCCUAACUUAAAUCACUUUCCUAAUUUAAGGAUCUCUUCAAUCAAAUGAAAUAAAGAUUUAAGAAUUUCUACAGUACAUUAUUUUCAUUGACCUUGAACAUACUUAAAUGUUGAAAACAUACAUUAUACAUUUCCUUCAAUUUGACUGAAAAUUGAAGUCAAUUUGAAUUAGGAAUUGAUUUAUGAUGUUUUAUGGAUAUGGCCCCAGGAUUAAUCUAUACCUCAGGUACCUUGAAAUGAAUAUUAAUGGCAAUAGUCUAUUUUUUAGAUAUACAGUCAAACUCUCUUGGCUCAAAUUCCUCGUUGGCUGAACUAAAUGGAAGGUCCCCGGGAUUAGGGGCCAAUUGGGUUUGACUGUACUUUGGUUUUAUAAAAUUAACUCUCAUCAAAAGGACUGUAGAUUGUUUUUAUGUUGAGUGUCUUUUUUCAUGAUUUUUGUUUUUUUUUGCGCCAAUUUCUUUAGCUAGUCUGUUCUUUGAAGAAUUGAAUUUAUUAUAUUUGUUUCUGCAUGUUUGGUAUAAUUUUCAUAUAUAUCUUUGCUUAUUUCUGAGUUUGCAACAUGAUUAAAAUUGCCAAUAUAUAUUUAAUAUGAGCAGUCCCUGACUGCCAUAUCACUCACCAUCCUUCACAUUUAAACGGUCUAUAAGAAUUUGAAAAAAGGGUACGGCUUUUGGAUUUACUCCUAGGAUAGUAAUAAAGAAUGAAAAUGAACUAAUGUUUUAAGUGGGUGGGAAGGUAAAAUACUUAACGUUUAAAAAAUACAUGUUUUAUUUAGUUUUGAGGAACGAUCUUCUUUGGGAGUGAAACAUUUAUACUUGGGGACAUGUUUUGAGUUAGUAAGGAAUUAAAUAAAUUUUACCAAAAAAGAUUUUAAUAGAUUUAGAUAAAAAAGCAUUCACAUUAUUAUGGAAAGGUUUGUUGACAUUAGUACUUCCUUUUUAUGUUAAAAUGCCUAGACCACCUAUUCACAAUGUCUUGAAAUAUCUGGAUGAUAUCUUGUCAAAUAAGAAAGUAAUUCAGAAAAAUAAUGAAAUUUCAUGGACGAAAUUAAUUUCCGGUUUACAAAACUGCAUAUAUCUUUUUUAAAAUAGCUGCAAUCAACGCAAAACCACAAGACAUUGUUGAUUGGGCAGUUCCGAUAAAUUUGACUCACAAAAUUCUUUUUUUGUAUUAAGACAUUUCCAAGAAAAUGUAAAUGCUUUUUGAUUUGAAAUCUGAUAAAAUAUUCUUUCCUAAUUACAGCUUUUCAUGUUGCAUCGGAUAUAUGAAUAAUGCUUGUUAAAUAUUGAACCUCAAAACUAAGUAGAAAAUUUUGAUCCAUCAAUCGACUUUUGCACCACUGCCGACCCUUAACUAGGUUUUCACUUCAGUAAGGGUUGACAUAUCUUUGUAUAUACCGAUAGGAAGAGAUAAUGGACACAUUCAAUGGGAUUGCGUUUGGGGCCCCUUGGGUCAAGGUCACAUAAAAUGUUUAUGGAGACCUUUCAUGGGAUUGGGUUUGGAGGUCAAGGUCACUGUUACUAAAAAUAAUAAAAAACAGUUGAAACUGAAUUACUUUUAUAAGGGUCAACAUGUUUAUAAAGACCUUUCAUGGGAUUGCGUUCGGGGUCACUGGGGUCAAGGUCACUGCUACUAGAAAUAGAAAACGGUUGGAACUGAAUAACAUGUUUAUGGUGACAUUUCAUGGGAUUGCCUUCAGGGUGCCUGGGGUCAAGUUCACUAGAAAAAUGGGAUUACAUAUGGGGCCCCUGUGUUUAAGGUCAACGUCACUGUUAAUACGUCAAUACGUUUAUGGAAACCUUUCAUGGGAUUGGGUCUGGGGGUCAAGGUCAAGGUCACUUAAAAUGUUAAUGGGAACCUUUCAUGGGAUUGCGUCUGGGGGUCAAGGUCACUUAAAAUGUUAAUAGGAACCUUUCAUGGGAUUGUGUUUGGGGGUCAAGGUCACUUAAGGGUCAAUACCUUUAUGGAAAAAUAGAAAUGGUUGAAUUACUUAAGGGUCAAUAUGUUUAUGGAAACCUUUCAUGGGAUUGCAUCUGGGGGUCCCAGGGGUGAAGGUCAAUGUCAAUUAUAUGUUUAUGGAAACCUUUCAUGGGAUUGUGUUUGGGGGUCAAGGUCACUCUUACUAAAAAAAGAAUAAUGGUUGAAUUACUUAAGGGUCAAAAUGUUUAUGGAAACCUUUCAUGAGAUUGUGUUUGGGGGUGCAAGGGGUCAAGGUCACUUAAAAUGUUUAUGGAAACCUUUCAUGGGAUUGUGUUUGGGGUCCAAGGGGUCAAGGUCACUUAAAAUAUAUGAAAACCUUUCAUGGGAUUGCGUCUGGGGGUCCAAGGGGUGAAGGUCAUUUGAAAUGUUUAUGGAAACCUUAUAUGGGAUUACGUUUGGGGGCCCUGAUGAGUUUGAAUAUUGGUGAAUUGGGAUGAAAAACUAGGUCACAUCGCCCAAAAAUAUGUGCAUGUUUUUAUGAAUAUAGAUUGUGAUAUUUCAGUAACCCGUGUUCAAAAUUCAUUGUCUUCAAAUCAUAUGUUCUGCUUCAAAACUAAUUCUGUGCAAUUUCAUCAUCAUCAAUCACCUAUCAUGAAUUGGUUUGAAAUGUGAACCGAAAAUUAACUAUAAUCUUCCUGUUUUCUAAGAGAUUUGUCAUUAUUGCUUGUUAUUUACCAUAGAUGUGCGUGUUCAAACAAUUAUAAUAAUUUAGAUUUUGCAUUUACAUAUUUUAUCAAGUGUCAUUAAAAAAUAAAAUAUUUAUUACA